CGCGUUCACUAGCUCGGUAAAAAACUUCUAGGGUUAAACAUCCGACAGAAACAUUUUCCCACGCGGGAAAAAAGAAAUUAUUUCACGAGCGACUCGAUGAUGAUGACGAUGGUGCAGAGCUGGGACAGCGAGCCAGACAUCGCUAAUAUGUCCAAGAGCGACAUACUGAGAGGAAUCAUCACUGACAAACUGAGCACAGCCGCUCGGGAGAUCUUAUCGGUGGUGGAGCAGACUGUAGCCGACUAUGAGGAGGAGGCUGCGGGCUUCAGGCAGGAGCUCGACCGGCAGAAUAGACUGCUGGAGCUCCUGCAGCCUGAGAUAAAGCAGGAGGCAGACGACCAGCAGCUGUUUUCCAUCUGUGAAGAUGGAGGUGGUCCAUUACUGGAUGAUCAGGAGCAGGACAAAUAUGAGCUGAGGGUGGAGGACAGUAGGAGCCUGGGAUUUCAGGCACCGAUAGAGGAUGAAGAGUAUGAAUAUUUAGAGCAGGAGGAAGGACACACGACAGAGCUGGAUUAUGUAACAACAUCAAGGUUCUUGACUCAAACAAUUCAGUCUAAGAGGAGAAAAAAACAUGGCAAACGUAGAAUUAGCAAAUCACAAAAUUGCAUAGAUCUCAAAAUCCGCAUCUUGGAAAACCCAAACAUUGAAGUGCUUUCAAAUACUGUGUUUCGGAUGUACCGGCUUCACAAGCUGAAGGUUCGUCGUGGUUUGAAGGAAGCUGACUUCCUGAAACUACUCAGGUCUACCUUCCCUCAGCUGGCUGGAGAUGAACCUUUUGACCUUUUCUUAUAUUGCAACCUCAAGAAACUGAAACCUCUGCAAGUAGACUCUGUGACACCAGAGGAAAUCCUCAGAGUUUCUCGGGGAUCUACCCUCUACAUACGACUGCAGAAAGAAGAUGCUGAUGAAGAUCUUCCAUCCACUGAGACAGACACCCAUAUAAAUCUCAGAAUCCGCAUCCUGGAAAAGCGAAAGAUUAAUGUUUUGUCAAACCAAGUGUUUCAGACGUGCCCGCUUCACAAGCUGAAGGUUCAUCGUGGUUUGCAGGAAGCUGACUUCUUGAAACUACUCAGGUCUACCUUCCCUCAGCUGGCUGGAGAUGAACCUUUUGAACUUUUUUUAAGGGCCAAGCACAACAAACUUAAACCUCUGAAAGGAGACUCUGUGACACCAGAGGAAAUCAUCAGACUUUCUCGGGGAUCUACCCUCUACAUACAACAGUCACUAUGUCAAGAAGAUUUAAGACUUAAGAUCCGCAUCCUUGAGGACCCUAAGAUUGAUAAGAUCACAUAUAUAAUGUGUCAGAAUCACCCGUCUCAUGAGCUGAAUGUUCCUCGUGGUCUUCAAGAGGCUGACUUCCUGGCUCUGCUUAGGUCCACUUUCCCUCAGCUGGCUGCUGGUGAACCUUUUACCAUCUUAAUUGGUCGCAACCACAAUCUAAUUCCUCCAAGAGUGGAGAGUAUGACUGCAGAAGAGAUCUGCAAGAACGGGACUGGGAAUCCUGGUAUUUACAUCCGACUGAAGGGUCCAGAGAAAAGGUCUGAGGACCCUCAGAUGGAUACGAUCUCGCCCAAUCUGUUUCAGAAUUACCUGCCUCAUGAGCUGCAGGUUCCUCGAGGUCUUCAGGAGGCUGACUUCCUAGCUCAGCUGAGGUCAACCUUCCCUCAGCUGGCUGCUGCUGAACCUCUGGAGCUCCUGAUAUUUAAUGACGACAAGAUACUAGAGCCUCUAAAUGUGGAGUCACUGACAACUGAGGAGAUCAAAGAGGCUGUCCAGUCAACUGCGAGUGCUACCCUCUUUGUUCGACUGAAGGCAUCAGAGGAUGUUCAGGAUGAUGUGAAUAAGCUUGAUGGUGCUGAAGACUCUUCAUCCUUUUCUGAACAAACCAGACUGCACAAGAGUAAUGAAAUGAAACCCUUGGAUGAAGACCUGAAGGAUAUCAUCCUCAGAGCUUUGCCAUUAAUUUCUAAAGAGACUCAACAGUCAUUGAUUCAUAAGCUGUUAAGUGAUGGAGUGGAGUCUACCCAGGACCUAAAAUUUGUCACUGAAGAUGAUAUUGCUGACUUGCUGCCUCCCCUUCAAUUACAGACACUCCUGGAAGCCUUUAAAAAUGAGACAGACCUGGUUACUUUGGACCUGCCAGUGACUCCUUCCUCUAGCUCACUGCUCAGCAGUCCUGCAGCAUCACCUUGCUCCACUCCAUCCGGUGUACUCCCACUCUCGAAUCAAGAACAUGACAACUCAGAAAGCUGCUGGCAAACCACCCUUUUCAGAAAACAGUGGGCAGAGACAUUCCAGGUGCCCUGGGACCUCAUGCCAAUGGAAAUUCAAGCAGCGGUUGCUGAGGGCAAGAGACCAUCUCCUGCAGCAAGGAGACAGAUGGUUAGGAUUUUAGCAGAUGAGAUGAGGAAACACGAGCUAAACCCAACACGUGCUCAGUGUGUAACCAUCUGCCGAAACAUUGUCCGUAAGUACCCUCAGAGCUUUGCUGAUCUGUGUGACAACGGUCAGCUGCUGGAAGAGGAUUACAUCUCGCUUGUGAUUCAAAUCAAAAACCGAAUUGAUAACCUGAAACGGACCAGCAACUUUCGCCACAGCCGUUUGUCUGGAAUGAAAAGAGGAUCCACCAACAAUUAUGGCUGCGCCAGAUUUGAGCCUGGCCUGCUGCCGGAGGAGACAAAUGAAACAGUGGAGCGAAAACGCCAGCGACUGGAAGAAAUUUACCAUCAGGAUGACUCAAGCAUGGUAGAAAAAGACGAAGUAAAAGAACUCAUGAAAGUAACCUUCGACCUGCAGCGCCGCCAAAUAAAUGCACUCCCAGUACCGGCUAUUAGAGAUUUAAGGGGCAGAUGGCCUUAUCUUUUCACACACAAUGGACUUUAUACUCAUUUUGAGCUGCUCACUGAUAUCAAAGUGCUUCGCACUCUCGAGGUUGCAAUGGAGGAGUGUGGACCAACCAUCCUGGAGAUCUUCAGCAAGUCCACUAAUCCAGAUAUCCAAUCCAUCCUCUCAGUGGGUCCAAAACUUGAACUAUCCUUCUGCAUCCUGCAACUUCUGAUGGCUCACUUCUCCGAACCCCUCAGAGGACUGAUUCUUUUUGCAAAUGCAAAUGCCACAGCAGCUGAAUUACAGACGACACUCCAACUACCUGCAACUCCUCGACUGAUACUCCUCGCCGAAUCACCGGAAAGCUCCAUUCGCCGCUGGAUGAUCAGUCUUGAGGGGCACAUCAUUUGCGAGGGCAUCCAGCCGACUUUUCUGUCCGGCCUCGCUGCUGUCUUCUCUACUUACUACAUCUUCAAUCUUCAGUAUCAAGACGAUGCUGCAUGCACGCUGGAAUUCAUUCAAAGGCGAUUGAUUGGGAUAAAUCCCGACAGAGGCACCAAAGUUCCACAAGGCAAAUUCCUGUCAAAGGAGACUGGGAAGUUCACACAGGAAAAGACUUCGCCAGUCAACCCCCAAGUUUUAAAACUGUUAAAGAAACUAAUGAAUGUGAACCCAGCUGUUUACACCCACACAACCAUGUUUCCAUCAGUUCAGGGGACAUCAAACUGACAUUCAUGUUUAUUUUUGUGGAGAAAUCCGAAUUUCUGGGGUCUGAAGAACCUUUUGGAGCAACAGCCGACACUUUGGAGCUUGCAGUGUAGUGGCUGGAUAUCCAGACCAGAACUUUGGGUCCCAUGCACUGGCCAUAGUCUAUUAGUCUACAUGAUGUCGUCAGAUUGUUUUGAGAGUGCACUUUGACUAGUGCAUUUGUCUUUCAUUCUUGAUUCGGACUUGCUGCAUGCACCAAGUACCAGAAAAGUUUCUGGUGCCACAGAUUCUGCAGACUGUUUAUACAGAUCACCCUUUGCCUUACUUAAGACUUUGAAAUGUGCAAAUUCAAAGUGUGAAAGAAACAAGGAACAAAUACAACUUUAUGCUGUUUUCUUUGUUUGGGUUGACUUAUGUUCCCCAAUGCAAGUUGCUGUUUUCUAGCAGAAACUCUGAAGUACUAUAUUUUGUUUACUGUACACCUUUUUUUUAAAAUUGCUGUAAUUAAAGUUACAUUUCUGGGGUAAGAUUUGGGCAUUGUUUUACAUUUCCUGUUUAUCUUCGUUCAUUGUUUACACAC
Molecule: messenger RNA, 4114 nt
Organism: Neolamprologus brichardi
Lineage: Eukaryota; Metazoa; Chordata; Actinopteri; Cichliformes; Cichlidae
Source: RefSeq, a predicted model, not a curated record